AUGCCCCCUCAGGGCGGAAACAAGAGGAAAAGGCCCGAUCGUACAUACUCCGAUGAUCAGCAGAACCUUCGACCCUCACCUCAUCGGCCAGGCAGUCUGAACCUGGCCCAUCAAGGUCCACGCUCGCCCAGCAAUGAUCGUGACUUUCAACAACUGCGCGGUGGUCGAAAUUCAAGACGAUCUAGUCGAGGUGGCCGUGGAGGCAGUUUUGCUGCCAGUCCUGUGACUAGCCCCCGUGAGAACCCUCCCCCUCCAGUCCCGGUAAAUCGCGAUCCUCCUCGACUUAACGGCGAUAUGGAGACGACAUCAACGAUUGAUCACGUGGCCAUUGAACUCUCCGACCCUCCCCCUGCCAUUCAGCCCUUCAAUUAUACUUAUGUCACAGACAAAAUAACUACAGCCUGGCAAACAAGUGGUAAGGAUGAGGUGCUCCGACAGAUUCUAGCUGGGCUACAAGAAGACGAGAGUACAGAAUUGGCAGCCAUUCUACACGAGGUCGUCCAGUCCGUCAUAUAUGGAAGACUCGAUCCACCUGAUGCUGGCCAACUAGUCAAAGAAGUGUUCAAAACCGAGACGACUGAAGAUGAGAUCAGUUCCACUCUCUCCCCAACACAAUCUCAAGCGGCCUUGCUCGACUCAAUAUCCAUCAUCUUCGAGGCAAAUGCAGCGCUACCCAAAGAUCGAUUGUCUGUCUUCCUUCUCACAACCGGAAUCUCUCAUCAGUUGCUGAGACUUGAACUCGACGCUGCCGUGCUUGAAAAGCUCAAUCUUAUCAGAGGCACAUUCAGCCGUCAACUUGUCAGGAAGCAAACCAAUAUCCUGUAUCGUCAAGCAAAUUUCAACUUGAUGCGCGAAGAGUCGGAAGGAUUUGCAAAGCUAAUCACAGAGCUUUUCACUACGAGCAACAAUGAACCACCAAAUGCAGAGGUCGUCGAGGAUACGGUGGAAAAGGUCAAAGCUAUGAUCGGUGCUUUUGAUCUCGAUGUUGGCCGAAGUCUUGAUGUUGUUCUGGACGUCUUCGGCGCGGUUCUUGUCAAGCAAUUCCGCUUUUUUGUCAAGUUCUUAAGAGCCAGUCCUUGGUGGCCGAGACAAAGUACAAUAUCUAAAAAGUCCGCAGCACUGGGAGGACUGCCCCUCUGGGCUCUACCAGGUUCUACCGACUGGCAUCUUACAGAUGAACAGAGCCAAGUCAUUGCGCUUGAAGCUGAAGCUCGAGAUGCCGCAUUUUGGCCCGUUGCAAAAAAGGAGGGAUUGAAGGCUUUCUAUCUUCUCGGGAGAUCACAGGUCUCCCAGGAGCAGAUCGACCGAGCUUCAGAAGCCCCCAAAGAUGAUCUCUGGGCACAGUGGGUUCAACACACCGGCACACUUCCACCUUCUGGAAAUCGAGACGCAGCACAACUACUGGGAUUCAAGCUACGAUUUUACUCCUCAUCUGCCGCGCGAGACGAGUCCGAUGUGCUACCUGAUAAUCUCAUCUACCUCUCGGCAUUGCUCAUCAAAAUUGGCUUCGUUUCUUUGAAGGACCUUUAUCCUCAUAUCUGGAGAACCGAUGAUGAUAUGGAGGAACUCAAACAACAGAAACUCAAGGAAAAAGCCGAGCGAGAGCGAGCCGCGAGGCCAGGUGCGGCUGCCAAAAAUGCUUUGCUCAUGGCAGGUGCACUUUCGGAUGAUACACUACCAAUCCCCAGUCGCCUCAAAGACUCGACAACACGAGCUAGCACACCUGCCAGGGACCCGGAUGCGGAUAAAAUUAACGCGAAAGAAUCCAACGCCCCUUCAGAUCAGAAAGUUCUCCUCUUGAAAAGCCUCCUGGCUAUUGGUGCACUUCCAGAGGCUCUCUUCAUCUUAGGGAAAUUCCCGUGGUUGAUGGAACUUUAUCCUGACCUCCCAGAAUAUAUCCAUCGUCUUCUGCAUCGAUGUUUGAGUAAGGUCUAUGGUGAAGUCAGACCCCUACAAGCACGCAAAUCAUUGAGCGAUUCUGCGCCAAGUUACGAAACCGAUAUUCCGGGCCUGCCAAAGGGUCAGGUCAAGAUAGUCGACAAUGCGGAGAGAAAAGCACUUCGAUGGCCACUGCUCGAUAGAACCGACAGUAAUGAUGGGAAUGAUUAUCGAUUUUACUGGGAUGAGUGGAGCGAUAACGUCCCAAUAUGCCAAAACGUGGAUGACCUCUUUACCCUUGCAGACACUUUACUACCUCUUGUUGGUGUCAAGAUUGGCCAAGAUCCUGGUCUUCUUCUCAAAUUUGCUCGAAUCGGGAGGCAUAGUCUCCACGCAGAUCGGAGCGAUUCCAACCGAUCAAGAUGGCUGGACUUGAGCAAACGCAUCAUCCUCCCUGCUCUGAGUUUGACAAAAAACAAUGCUGGAAUUGUUAACGAAGUCUGGGAGCUUAUCAGCAAUUUCCCUGUCAGCGUUCGCUAUGUCCUCUAUCUUGAAUGGUCAAGUGGUAAAACGUCACGGAACCCGGACAUCAAGGCCGCAUUCGAUCAGGCCAAAGCCGAAACCAAAGACAUCCUCAAGCGGAUUUCUAACACGAAUGUACGACCAAUGGCCCGAGCUUUAGCCAAAAUUGCCUUCGCUAAUCCCCAUAUUGUCAUCACCACCGCUCUCCCACAAAUUGAGGUCUAUGAUAGUAUUGCUGAGGUUUUUGUGGAGGGUGCUCGCUAUUUUACCGAUCUUGGCUAUGACAUCCUUACCUGGGCUGUUGUGAGCUCCAUGGCAAGAACCGGCAGGAAUAGAAUUCAGGAAGGGGGCAUGUUCACCAGCAAGUGGCUCAUUGCACUUUCGCAGUUCGCCGGUAAAAUAUACAAACGCUACGGAAUGAUGCGACCUGGACCCGUACUGCAGUAUGUCGUUGAACAGCUUGAGCAGGGGAAUACCGCAGACCUGAAAAUGCUGGAGCAGGUUGUGGCAUCUAUGGGUGGUAUUACGACGGACACAAGUUACAAUGAUGCCCAAUUGCAAGCCAUGGGAGGUGGACCUCUGCUCCAAGCUCAGACCAUACUGCAAUUACUUGACCGGAGGCAUGAGUCUAAAAAGACCUCGGAAAGAUUGAUGAAAUCUCUGCAAGACACAGGUCUUGCUGCCAAAUUCCUGAUCGCCCUCGCCCAACAACGACAGGCUUGCAUCUUCGAUCAGGGCGAUGUACCAUUGAAAGUAAUGGGCAACACAUAUGAUGAAGUGCAACGAGUUCUGGUUCAAUAUCUGGACCUCCUUCGUUACAAUUUAACUGCCGAAGAAUUUCGUUCAGUUAUUCCAGAAAUCAACAGUCUCCUGAUCGAGUACGAAAUCCGUCCUGAAAUCGCUUUCUGGAUCACUAGACCCAUCAUUGCCAAGCAAAUGCAAGAUUUUGACAGAGAGGCCAAAAUUGAUCAAACUGAUGGAACGAAUGAUGAAAGAGUAGCACAUGGAGACAUUGAGACAUCUGAUCAUAUCAGUGAGAUACCAUCAGAAGAAGACGGUGAAACUGGCGAAGAUGAUGACAUGAAUGAUUCUCCCACAGCUACAAGCACUCCGGGGCCUUCUGAGCUUGAACCAUCAAGCAAAACCCCAGGAGAAGAUCUUGUGAUGGAGGACUGUUGGCAUCCAGUGAUGAAAGAAAUAAUGACUGCGAUUGAAGAUCACCUGCCAGAGGAAGUUUCAGAGAUCAUUGGUGUUGGUUUCUAUACUACCUUUUGGCAACUGGGCCUGUACGAUAUUGCAAUCCCUGGCAAAUCCUACGAUGAAGAGAUACAACGCCAGAGGAAGAAGAUUGCUUCAAUCGCUGCAGACCGGUCAGAUGUCAGUACAUCUGGCACCAAGAAGAAGGAGUUGGCCAAAAAGGAGCUCACGCAACUUGUGGACCAGUUGUUGGCCGAGAACAAGGACCAUCUAAAAGCUUUCAGCGAAAGCAGAGCCAAACUUCAACGAGAGAAAGACCAGUGGUUCUUUGGGAAGGCCAGAAUAUACGAGGCGCUCAAUCUUGCACUCAUGGAACACUGCUUUCUGCCACGCCUUCUCUCUUCGCCACUGGAUGCUUAUUUCUGCUUCAAAUUCGUCAAGUAUCUACACAGCACCGGUACGCCAAACUUUCGAACUCUUGGUUUCUACGAUGUGCUCUUCAGACCGGCAAGAAUCACAUCCUUGAUCUUCAGCUGCACCUCGAAAGAAUCUGACAACCUUGGAAGAUUCAUCAAUGAGAUAUUGAAGGAUGCAAGUCGGUGGCAUCUCAUAAAGCAAACGUACGAACGAGAGGCCUGGGGUAACAAGAAGAAUCUCCCUGGCUUUGCACUAAAAGUGGAAGCAGGUAGACCAGUGCAAUUAUUCACCUAUGAGAGUUUCCGCAAGGUGUUGUUCAAAUGGCAUAGCAGUCUCUAUCUUGCGCUUGUCGACUGUCUUACGUCACCCGAAUACAUGCACGUUCGGAAUGCAAUCUCAGUAUUGCGCACUAUUUCAGUAACAUUUCCCGCGGUCAACUCACAUGGUGUGGGAUUGCAGAAAGCUGUCGACAAACUUGGUCAAUCUGACAAGGAAGAUCUUAAGGUUGCAUCUCAAGCAUUGUUGGGCGCUCUACACAGACGAGAAAAGUCGUGGGUGUCUCCCUUGAAAUUUAAGGAUGGACAUGACCCCAGUGGGGACACCAAUCAGACCGUCGUUCCAUCAAAAGUCGCAGUGGGAAAGGCGGCAGAGUCAUUUGUCAAACCUACCGCCAAAGCUGCUGAGGAUGGAGAAGUCAAGGACACGAUCAUGACCGACAUUCCAACCAAGACACAGACUGGCACUAGCGCCCAGAAAGAGAUAGCAUCAACCACUAAGACGGCGCAAUCUGAAAUCACGAAGGCGGAGUCCACAGCUGAUUCAUCUAGAUCUGAAUCGAGAGCGGCUCCUAGCCAAGGAUCGUCUACGCCCUCUAGGCAGGCUCUUGAAGCUCAAUCUGGUGGAAAACGAGAUUCGCGCCCAGUGCGCUCAGAUCUAUCUAAGCAACCAAACCUACCCAGACGACCUUCACCACCGCCUGUACGGGGCCCUCCUCCAGCUCAUCUUCCUAGUCGACCUGAGGCACCAGACCUGCGGAAUGGCCACAGAGAUAGUCCGCGUAUGCCAGCAAGACAAUUGGGAGAUGUUAGGAACGCCCCUGAAUCUCGUUCACCACAUGUCAGGGACGUGAGAUCUGGCUACAGAGGUCCUGAGGUUGGACCUUACGAUGAAUAUGAUCGUCAUUCUCGCAAAUAUGAUCGAAGCGAAGGGCCACCUUCUAUUGGUCGCGAAGAAAGAGGCUAUCCACCACGUGAGAGAGAGCACGAGAGACCCACACCAUACGAACGACCACGCCAAUCGGACAGAGAAAGGCCUCCAAUGCGGCCUCCUCCGGGAGAGCGUGAACGUGAGCCACGAGAGUUGACCCCUCGGGCACGACCUUUGGCAGGUCAUGAGGCAGCCUCUUCCGAAACCUCUUUACAAAAGAGUAACUCUCAGCGCAAAGAACUGCCAUCUCAGGCAACGGUAGCGCCAUCAAUUAAUCCCGAACGAGCUGCUCUGAUUGAAGGCAAGAAUGAAUUGCGUCCCAAUGCGUCGGCCAGGGUACAGGCACAGGAUCGGCCGUCACGAUCGUCACGUCCUUCAUCUCCUCGACGAGAAGAAGAAAGACGACCAUAUCCACGACGAGAUGGUGAUGACCGGCCCUUGACCGAACGUCGAGCCGAUCUGAUAGCGUCUCGAGCUGCCGGGCCCUCAAAUUCCGGCCCUGUUAGAGACGCUUCACCUCAUGGUCCAAACUCUCGACCAGGCCCUAGAGAGAAUGCAUCCCGGGAUUCGAGAGCACCCAGACAACCUCCCGUCGAUAUGCAGCAUGGACGAUUGGAGCAGGAGCCAGCAUCAAGACCUUCGAAUUCGGGGGCUACAGACCGAGGUCCUGCCUCAGAUGUUCCAUCUGGGCCUCGUACCAGACCACCUCCUGUCAACGGACCAAAGGGUGCUCGUGGUCCACCUAUUGAUACUCAACUUUCUCCUGUUGGACCUAGCGAGAGGCCCACACCCACCGGUCCGUCGGCCAAGAGACAUGGACGAAACAGCUCAUAUAAUAAUGAAGCACCAGCCACGCCAAGUACACCUGACUCAACUGGGGUUCAUCCAUCGCGUCUUAACCAGAUCGAUGCAACGAAUCUUGAAGGUGGUCGAAACAAUCAAACAUCAUCAUCUCUACCUCCUCCAAACCAUGCUCCUGCCGGACCACGAGGUCAACCACCAGCUGGAGCCCCAUCUGGACCAUCACCUUCAACCCGUGGUCCCCCUGCUGGUCCACAAAUGAACGAUUCGGGAGGCGGACGUGGAGGCCGGAAUAAUCGCCACCCUCUAGCAGCCGUCAACAACACAUUGGCUCAAGCUGGUCAGGGCACAUCAAUCCGAGGACGCGGGGGUAGCAAUAUGAGGCAAGGAAGUGGUACAUUUGGCUCUCACAUGCAACCCCCACCGCCUCCACCACCCCCGGGUGGACCUCCUCCACCGAAUGGGUAUCCUCCUCAGCAAGACUUGUUUGCGGCUUCGGCCAAUCCUAAUGAUGUGCCAGUGGGCACCCCGACUACGAAAAUGAACGAGGAUCAGAAAGAAGACCUACUAGGCAUUCAGGCAGGCAAGAGGAUGUUCGUGGAGAUAGAGAGCAUCAGAGCCGACCAGAUGGACGAGAAGGCAAAGACGAACGACAUGGACCUACAGACCCAUCACGACAUAGGGAGAGAUCAAGUCGACGUGAGGACCAUGGUCACAACCAAGAAGGUGAUGAUCGCAGAGGCGGAGGAUAUGCAAGAUCGGGACCGCCCUCAAGGGAGGAACAGCCUUCGAGGAAACACGGAAGAGGAGAAGAACCUGGCCCAUAUGGUCCUGGACCAGGGGCCGAACGGGGUGGAGGCAGCGGUGCUGGCGGAAGGGGUGGCUCUCGAGGAUCGGGAGAUAACAAACGGCCAAGAAGAGGGCCAUGAUAGCUCGACAGGAAUUUCAUGCAUGGGAAGGAAAAUCACAUACCACUAUUCGAAAUGA
Messenger RNA from Exophiala bonariae, 7008 nucleotides. RefSeq lists its product as uncharacterized. The record is from RefSeq and is a predicted model, not a curated record. Gene Ontology annotation, cellular component: THO complex part of transcription export complex. NCBI's taxonomy places the organism in Eukaryota, Fungi, Ascomycota, Eurotiomycetes, Chaetothyriales, Herpotrichiellaceae. Gene Ontology annotation, biological process: mRNA processing; mRNA export from nucleus. The coding region runs from base 1 to 7008 and encodes 2335 amino acids. The transcript is spliced from 2 exons. Gene Ontology annotation, molecular function: mRNA binding.